AUGGCAGAAUCCAGAGACUAUGUUGGAGACUUCCUGACAGAAUUCAAGGAGCAGAUAAUUACAAGAGUGACUCGGGUCAGUGACAUUGCUGAGGCUGUUAUCUCCCAAAGUCUGAUCCAUGAAGUGGCAGCUCAAAAGGUGGAGGCUGCUCCAACCCAGCAGGAGGCAAUGCGGCUCCUGUUUGAGGCUUUGGAAAGAGAACCAGCCCGAAACAGAGUGUCCUUCCAUCUUAUCCUGAGAAUGACAGAGCCUGAAUUGAUUCACGAACUAGAGUGGAUACAACGCAACAGCAAGCACACGCAAACAGAGAAAUGCAGUCCACUCAGUUCUCCCAGAGAAAAAAGAAAACAGGAUGGGCAUGCAAGAGACAUUCAGAAGAGAAAAGACUCACUAAAAAGGCGUAAAGUGGAGACAAUACGUGCCAUUGAGCAGAUCGAGAAACUUUGGGAAGGAACCAAGCAAGAGAGGACUGAGAUAGAGAACACGAGACAGAGGAUUCAGCGACAGCAAGAUGAAAUAACUAGGAUAACCACAGAGAAAAGUCAACUCGAGAGAACUAUUACUCUCAUGAAAGCUGAGAUGGACCACAUCCGUGAAAGAAUGGAUCGGAAUAAAGAGGAGGUAAACCGAGAGAGGGAGAGGAUUGAGCAAAUAAGAGCUGAUCUUCAAACCGAGCAAAGCACCCUGGAGCAAAAGCGUGAUGAUAUCAUGAGAGAGAGACAGAAUUUGGAGAUGAUCAGAUAUGAGACUCUGAGACAGAAUGAGGAGCUGGAGAGCAACCGAGAAACCACCAAGUAUGAGUUGGAACGAAUGGAACAAAUGAAAAGUGCCAUACAAGUUCAGAUUACUGAGAUAGAAAUGAAGAUUGACGGAACACAGAAAUCAAAGGUUCAGAUGGAUCAGAUGAAAUCUGAAAUAGAGCAGGAAAAAAAUGAGUUGGAGAGAAAAAAGGAUGACAUCAAGAAGCAAAAAGACCAAUUUGAGAAGAUUAAACUUGACAUACAGCAAGUGAAGUUGGAAAUGGAGCAAAGGUGGCAUGAAACAGAAAAAGAAGGGCUGGAACAUAGAGCCAUAAUCCAAAGAGAGAAAGAUGAGCUGAAAUACCUGCAAGACGAGGUUCAAAGAGCAAGAGAAGAGGCUGAAAGAAACAGAGAGUUUUCAAAACAAGAAAAUGAUAGAAUAAACCAGCUGAGAGCUCAAGCACUUAUAGAAAACAAUCUCAUUGAAAAGAAAUGGCAGGACGUCUUAAGAAAAGAAAAAGAUCUGGAAGAGCUGAAACAUGAAAUUGAGAGAGGCAGAGAGGAGUUGGCAAUGAAUGGAGACCUGGUCAAAAAGGAGUGGGAAAAGAUCGAACAGACCAAAGCGGACAUGCAAAGUCAAAUGGUGUCUAUGGAGAACAGAGUUGAGGAAGUAAAAAGAGAAACUGAGAGGCUGAAACAUAUGAAAACAGAGAUUCGGAGGGACAAAGAUAUUAUAGAAAAACAGAGGGAUGAAACAUGGAAAGCUAAAGAAGAAAUGGAGAAGAAGAGGUAUGAGUUAUUGACAGAGGAGAUAGAGCACAGAGCUCGACUGCAGAGGGACAGAGAUGAGCUGGUGAGUGUAAGAGUAGAGAUACAAAGAGCUAAUGAUAUGGAGAAAGCAAAGAUACUGAAAGAGAAGGAAGAAAGUGUUAAGAUAAGAGAAGAGGCUAGACAAGAAAGAGAAAUGGCAGAACUGAUCAAAGCAGAGACCAAGGCCGAAAAAGACAGCUUGAACCGAAGACAAGAGGAAAUGCUGAGAGAGAGACAAGAUCUAGAGAGAAUUAAACAUGAAACGGUCAGGGCCAAAGAAGAGAUCGAGAACAGUCAAGAGGUCACAAUCCGGGAAAAUGAGAAAAUGGAAAAAAUGAAAGCUGAAAUUCAAGGGCAAAUUGAAGAUAUUGAGAAGAAGGUUGAGGAGAUCCAAAAAAAUAAAGAAAAAAUGGAGGAAACAAAGGCUGAGUUGGAGGAAGAGCAGGAGGAGCUGGAAAGAAAGAGAGAUUUGGUGAGAAGAGAGACCGAACAGUGCGAGUUCCUCAGAAGUGAAAUUCUCAGGGUAAAGGAAGAAAUGGAGAGCAGGUGGCAUGAAACUGAGACAGAGGAAGUCGAACUCAGAGCAAAAACUCAGGAUGAGCUGGAAAGACUGGAAAAACUGAGGGACGAGGUCCAGAGAUCCCAGAAAAACAUUGAGGACAGCAAGAUGGAGCUCAUGCAGUGGAGGUACAGUCUUGACAAAAUUAAGGUUCAGGCAGAGGAAGACAAACAUGCCGCCAUCAAACAGAUGGAUGAGGCUAAAGCAAAGGGAGAAGAGUUGAGAAAAACAAUAGAACAGAUGGAGAAAGAGCGAGAAGAGAUUAAUAACAGCAGAGAAAAGGCUAAACAAGAAGCAGAUGAAAUCAAAAGCAUGAUGAAUGAGCUACAAAGACAACAGGCAGAAAUAGAGAAUAGGAUUAGAGACGCAAAAAAAGAAAAAGAGGAUGCAAACCAUGCCAAACUUGCAGUCCAAGAGGCUGAGAUACUCCUAAAAAAGCAAAUGGAAGAGUCAGAAAAGAGACGGUAUGAAAACAUAACAGAGGCGCUGGAGCAAAGAGAUGAAAUACAUAAGAAAACAGAGGAGUUAGAACAAAUAAAAGAAGAGAUACAAAUAGCCAGACGUGAGCUAGAAAAGAUGAAGCAUUCUGAAAAAGAUAUGCUACAGAAGAUGUUGGAGGAUACACAGCAAGAGAGAGAGUUCAUUGAGCAAAUGGGAACAGCUGUGCUUAAGGACAAGGAAGAUCAGGAAAAGCGUUUAGUUAAUGAGAGAGAGGAGCUUGAACAGAUUCAAUUUCAGGUCCAGAAUGAGAAGAAAGAUCUAGAAAAACUAAGGUAUGAGAUGAUGAGAUAUAAUGUAGAAGUGCAGAGACAAAAAGAAGACCUUGAAAAGAUCAAAACUCAGCUAGUUAUUGACACAGAGGCCAUGAACAGAAGCAGAGAGUUAGCGAGGCAAGAUAGAGAGAAAGCUGAACAUUAUAUGCUUGAGAUCCAAAAACAAAGAGAGGAUGUGAAUAAAAGGUUAGAAGAGACAAAAAGACGAGAGGAUGCCGUGAGGCAGAUGAGGGAGGACAUGAAACACGAGAGAGAGGAUCUGGAGAAGAUUCGCAUAGAAGCACUGAGAGGGAAUGACGCGUAUGGAGAGGUCAAGGAGGAGAUUAACAGAGUGAGAGCGGAGAUGGAAAGGUUGUGGGAUGAGGCUGAAAAGGGAGAGCAGGAAGAACGUGAGAAGAUGAACAGGGAGAAGGAGGAGAUAAUGAGGAAGAUGGAAGCUAUGAAGAAGGAGAUUGGUGAGAUUGAACACAUGAAGGUGGAGUUAACGAAACAUAAGAAGGACAUCGAUAUAAAGAUUGGAAAGGCAAGGUCAGAAAUGACUAAACUUGAAAAGAUGAAAGCAGACCUCCAGAGACAGAAAGAAGAUAUUGAGAAUCAGAUGAUGAAAGCAAAGAGUGAAAGAUACCAGAUGGAACUGAUGAGGACUGAGAUCUUGAAACAAAAAGAGGAUGUUGAAAAGAAAAUGGAGCUAGCAAAAGCAGAGAUGGACAAAAUGCAGCAUGUCAAAAAUGAAAUAAAAAGACAAAAAGAAGAGUUGGAGGAAAGGAUGCAGAAAACUAAACGAGAGACUGGAGAAAUGGAGCUGAUGAAGAGAGAAAUGGAAGGGAAGAAGAAAGAACUUGACCAAAGGAUGAAAUUGACCAUGAGGAAGAAGGGUGAGAUGGAACAAUUGAAGAUGGAGAUACAAAGGGCUAAAGAUGAGAUGGAAUGGAAAAGAAUGGAGACGGAGAGACAGAAGAACGAAAUGGAGCAAGUUAAAGUUGAAAUCCAAAGAGCGAGGGAGGAGUUGGAACAAAGGCUUGAGGAGAGAGAUUUAGAAGAAGAGAAAGGACAGAUGAAUCUCACAAUAAUCAACGUUAUUCAGCAGAUCGAGGCAACGAGAGAAAUGGUGCGCAGAACGAAGUUCCAGAUUGAAAACCGAAUGGCAGAAUGUCAGAUGGAGACAGCAGACCAAGAGGUGAUGAAUGCUGAGAUGCAGAGGCUCAUUCUGGAGAUCGAACACAUUCGAGAAAUGCUGCAAGGUCUUAAGAGUGAGGUGGAACACAACAAGGACAUUAUGAAAAGAGACAGGAAUGAGAUGAAGCUGUCGAGGAACGAAGUUCAACGAAAGAGAAGAGAGAUGGAACACAGAGAAGAAAAGAUUAUGAGAGAACGAGAUGAACUAGAACUCAUGAAAAAUUUGAUGCAGCAGCAAAAAAAGGAGCUGGAGGAGAGGCUUGAGGAUACCAUUAAAGAGAAUGAUAAGGUUGAGCAGAUGAGAGAACAUGUGAAAAAUGCUUUGGAUGAUAUAGAACAGGCAAAGGAAGAGAUACAGAGACAGAAAGAACUCAUUGCUCAAGAAACGACAAGCAAAGAAAAGGUUCAACAAGUCAUCGUUGCAACUGAGAGCCCAGAGUGUUCAAAAACAGAAGACCCAGCUUCCAUUGAAACAUUUAUAACAGAAGACUUUGAAGUUAGUUUAAGUGAAAUUCAGAAAGAAAGACAAAAACUAGAACAUUAUAAAGAAAUCAUUUUAAAAGAGAAAGAGGAACUAAUGAAGGCAAAAGAGGAUAUGCAAACAAUGAAACAUGAAGCAGAAGAGAGGAUGUCCAGACUGCAAGAGAAGGAAAAAGAGAUGGAAAAUAAAACAGUGAGUCUAGAGAAUAGGGAAAAACUGCUGCAAUCAGAGAGAGAAGAGAACCAAAGAGGUUUAGAUACAAUAUGUAAAGAGAAGCAGCAGCUGAAUAAACGAAAACAAGAACUGGACAAUAUGGAAAUAAAUCUACAAGGACAGAAAAAUGAAUUGGAAAUAACAAGAAUGCUGGAGAUUCAACACAUUGAUGUUCAAGUUCAAACUAAUGUGAUGGAUGACACAAUAAAAUAUGAGAAAUAUGAGCUGGACAAAGAGCGGCAAGCACAAGAAUAUUUCGAAGAAGACUUCCUUGCACAAACAAGUACAAUGGAGAGACAACUGACAGAAAUAAAAUUGAGCAAAGCCACAAUGCAAACUACGACGAAAACCACAGCAGACAUGGAGUUACAAUUAGAGCUGCAAAAACAGGAGCUGGAAAGAACAAAAUAUGAGCUGGAAAAGGCAAAGCUAGAAUUACAGAAUGGAUGGGGCGACCUGCAGGCUGAGCUAUCAGAAAGCAGAGAAAAAGAAGACAUGAUAAGAACAGAAUUAGAAAAAGCAAGAGAUGUCCUUAAUCACAUUAGACAGGAUGUAGAAAUACAAAAGCAAACAAUGGAGGCUGAUCUAAAAGACACUUUUGCUAGAGAACUAGAGGACAUGGAAGCUCAAAGAAAAAUGAUAGAGGAUGAAAAGAGAACAUUACAGAGCAUGAAGUUUGAGCUGCAAAGAGAAUCUGCAGAUAUUGAGAGGGUAAAACAGGACGUGCAGGAAGAAAGACAGAAUAUUACACUGACCAAGGAGGAGCUGGAAAAAGAGCGACAAGCUCUGGAGUAUUUCAAAGAAGACAUACUUGCACAAAAAAGUACAAUAGAGAGACAACUGGUGGAAAUAAACCUGAGCGAGGAUGAACUUUCGCUCAAAGAAACCUCGUUGCAAACUGCAACAAGAUCCACAGCAGACACUGAGUUACAAUUAGAGGUGCAAAAACAGGAGCUGGAAAAAACUAAAUAUGAGCUGGAAAAGGCAAAGCUAGAAAUACAGAAAGGAUGGGAUGACCUGCAGGCUGAACUAUCAGAAAGCAGAGAAAAAGAAGACAUGAUAAGAACAGAAUUAGAAAAAGCGAGAGAUGUCCUUAAUCACAUUAGACAUGAUAUAGAAAUACAAAAGCAAACGAUGGAGGCUGAUCUAAAAGACACCUUUGCUAGAGAACUAGAGGACAUAGAAGCUCAAAGAAAAAUGAUUGAGGAUGAAAAGAGAACAUUACAGAGCAUGAAGUUUGAGCUGCAAAGAGAAUCUGCCAAAAUUGAAAGAGUAAAACAGGACAUGCAGGAAGAAAGACAGAAUAUUACACUGACUAAGGAGGAGAUGGAAAAAGAGCGACAAGCUCUGGAGUAUUUCAAAGAAGACAUACUUGCACAAAAAGGUACAAUAGAGAGACAACUGGUGGAAAUAAAACUGAGUGAGGAUGAACUUUCGCUCAAAGAAACCUCACUGCAAACUGCAACAAGAACCACAGCAGACAUUGAGAUACAAUUAGAGCUGCAAAAACAGGAGCUGGAAAAAACAAAAGAUGAGCUGGAAAAGGCAAAGCUAGAAAUACAGAAAGGAUGGGAUGACCUGCAGGCUGAACUAUCAGAAAGCAGAGAAAAAGAAGACAUGAUAAGAACAGAAUUAAAAAAAGCGAGAGAUGUCCUUAAUCACAUUGGACAGGAUAUAGAAAAACAAAAGCAAACGAGGGAGGCUGAUCUAAAAGACACUUUUGCUAGAGAACUAGAGGACAUAGAAGCUCAAAGAAAAAUGAUAGAGGAUGAAAAGAGAACAUUACAGAGCAUGAAAUUUGAGCUGCAAAGAGAAUCUGCCAAAAUUGAGAGAGUAAAACAGGACAUGCAGGAAGAAAGACAGAAUAUUACACUGACCAAGGAGGAGAUGGAAAAAGAGCGACAAGCUCUGGAGUAUUUCAAAGAAGAAACACUUGCACAAAAAAGUACAAUAGAGAGACAACUGGUGGAAAUAAAACUGAGCGAGGAUGAACUUUCGCUCAAAGAAACCUCACUGCAAACUGCAACGAGAACCACAGCAGACAUUGAGUUACAAUUAGAGCUGCAAAAACAGGAGCUGGAAAAAACAAAAGAUGAGCUGGAAAAGGCAAAGCUAGAAAUACAGAAAGGAUGGGAUGACCUGCAGGCUGAACUAUCAGAAAGCAGAGAAAAAGAAGAUAUGAUAAGAACAGAAUUAGAAAAAGCAAGAGAUGUCCUUAAUCACAUUAGACAGGAUAUAGAAAAACAAAAGCAAACGAUGGAGGUUGAUCUAAAAGACACUUUUGCUAGAGAACUAGAGGACAUAGAAGCUCAAAGAAAAAUGAUAGAGGAUGAAAAGAGAACAAUACAGAGCAUGAAGUUUGAGCUGCAAAAAAAAUCUGCCGAUAUUGAGAGGGUCAAACAGGACGUGCAAGAAGAAAGACAGAAUAUGGAUAAAUUGACAGCACAGCUUAAAAAAGACAGGGAGGAACUAGAAAAGAAAAUGAGUGACAUGCAACAAAUACAAGCAGAGUUAGCGGGAGAAAAGAAAGCUCUAGAAAUUCUGAGAGAGGAGAAUGAGCUGACAUUGAAGGAGAUCAAAGUGGAGAGAUACACUCUUGAGAGGAUAAAUGAACUUGUUUCUCAACAAAAAGAUGAUAUAGAGAAAAGAGAAACCGAACUGCAGCAAAUGCAGGAUGACUUUAACAGACAACAAAAAGAUAUGCAGGAAAUCCAGAAUAUAGUUUUCAUGCAAAAAAGUCAACUUCAGAAAAGCCAAGAUGAAAUAGAAGAAAAGCUAAAACAGGUGGAUGAUGUCAUGCAGUUCACACAAAAUGAAAAAGACAAUCUUGACAGAGAGAGGGUGGCUAUAAUGGAACAGAAGCAGCAGAUGGAGAGCAACAUGACAAAUGCAUUAAACAGGGAACUUGAAGUGGUAGCGCUUGUAAAAGAAGAGGUAGUAAAUGAGAAGCGACUUAUUGAGGACUGCAGAAUUACUUUAAUGAGAGCUACAGAAGAUCUAGAGCAAAAGAAAAUCGAUUUGGAAAGACAGAGGGAGGAAAUAAAACUGCAAAGGCUGGGUAUUGCAGGCGAACAACACAAGUUGGAACAGAUUAAAUCGGUGCUGCAAACAGUAGCUGGAGAUACUGAGAAGCUAAGACAAGAUACAUUAGCUGAAAGACGGACACUUAAAGACACUACAGCACAACUCCAGAAAGAAAGAGAUGCCAUUGCUAGUCUUGCAGAGGAGACAAAAAGAAAGAGAGAGGACCUGGAUCAAAUGCAAGCUGAUCAGGAAAAAAACGUUGAGAUAUUGAAGGACAUGAAGGCUGAUCUGCAAAAAGAAGCAGGUGCCAUUGAAAAUCUAAGACAAGCUGUUCAAAAUGACAUAGAAAAUGUAAAAGACAUGAAAGCUCAAAUUCAAAAAGAAAGACAAUGCACUGAUAGUCUAGUUGAAGAGAUUGAAAAAAGGUCAAAAGCUCUGGAUGAGAUGCAAAUGGAGAUUGAAAAAGAGAAGCAAGAGGUUGAUUCUGAGAGAGACGCACUAGAACAUGAAAAGUCUAGGCUCAGAGAUCUCAAAGACGAAUUUGAUCAGCAAAAAGAACAGGACAUUACAAGACUGGAAAAUCUUAAGAAGAUGAGUGAAACCACCUCAAAAGAAAGGUGCAUUGUGGAAAGUGAUAAAGAAUAUUUAAGACUCAGAGAAAAUGAACUAAAUCAAAAAGAAGCAGAGAUUGAAUACAAACAAAAACAAAUGGACGAGUUGAAGAGCAAUUUAAGGAUGGAAAAGGUGCAAGUUGAGCAGAUACAAGCUGAACAAGAACAACAAUGGGAAGUUUCACAAGGAAAAAUUGAAUAUGUAAAGACUGCAAGAAAUAGAGAAAUGACAGAUUUGGAUGAAGCGAGACAGGAAAUAGAGAAUUUGCGAGAAGAAUUGAGGAAAACCAAUGAAAAUGUUGAGCUCCAAAAUAAAAAAUUAACCGAACAAAAGGAAUUAUUCGAAUGCCACAUGAAAUCUUUGGAAAUUGAUAAGGAAGACAUGGAAAAAGAUAAAGCAAAACUACAAAACGAAUUUGAGGACUUUCAGUUUAAGAGGCAGUGCUUUGAGAAAGAGAUACAGCAAGAGAAAGCUGAGCUUCAGAGAGAAGCUGAAAAUAUCCAGAGAAUGAAGAAAGAGGUUAUGGAUGAAAAACAGAGUAUAAAAGAUAUGGCAGACCGAAUUCAACAUGAGGGAAAUGACAGGAGAGAAACUCUGGAGAGGAUGUCCCUUGAGCUAGAAAAACAAAAGCAAACCACAGAGACCGAAAAAGAUAUGAUAGAAAAGCAGAAGUCAGAAGUGGAGAAGAGCAAAACAGAGAUAGCUAGAGCCAAAGAAGAUCUUGCUGAAAUGAGAAAAAAGAACAAUAUUGAUAUGUCAGAGAUCGAUAUGCAGAGAAAUUCUCUUGAGCAAAUGAAGAUGAACAUCUCACAAGAGGAACAUGAAAUUAAAAAACAGAAAGACAGUUUAAGACACCAGGAAAAUGAACUGAUUAAACGUAUGACAAAAUUGUAUGCACAACAGAAAGAAACAGAAGAGAUUCAGGACAUUAUCAUCAAAGAGAAGAGUCAGCUCAAUGAAAGAAAGGCUGAAAUGGAAAAGCAAAAGCGAGAAUUAGAUGAUGUGCUGGACACACUCAAGAAAGAGAGGACUGAGAUAAUGGUGGAAAGACUAAGAGUGAAUGACAUGCAUACUGAACUUAAGAGAGAAAGUGAAUCAGUGGAACUGAUGAAACAAAAAGUUCUCAGAGAAAAAGAAUCUAUUGAAAACAGAAUGAAAAUACUGAACAUAGAUCUAGAGGAUAUGAAAGAAAAGAGAACCAUCUUAGCUGAGGAAUUUAAGACCUUAAACGAUCAUAAACAAACGAUUGGCAAAGAAAAGAAGGAAUUGGAUAUGAUGAAAGCUGAGCUCCAACAAGAAACUGAAAAUAUUGCAAAUCUAAGGCAGAACACUGAGGAAAUGGCAAUCAAACUUCAAAAAGAAAAGGAGGAUAUAGAGACUUCUGUUGCCAGGAUCAGAGAAGAGGAAGCAAGUCUAAGAAAAGAAAAACAAACAUUUAAAUCUGAUAGAGACACUUUCAGAAAGGAAAAGUUUGACCUGGAGAAAACUAAGACAGAGAUAAACAGAGCCAAGGAAGAUCUUGAGAACCAACUUGAAUCUCAGAAAAGACUAAAUAAGAUAGCAUUGGCUGAGAUACAGAAAGAGAAGGAUGUUCUUGAGCACUUGAGAAUGAACAUAUCAAAAGAUAGAGAUGAUCUAGAAAAUGAGAGGGAUGACAUUAAGAGGGAAAGAGCUGAAAAAAUGAAUCAAAAACAGCAAGUUGAGGUAAAUUUGAGGGAAGAACUGAAAAACGAAAGUGAAAAGUUGGAGCUGCUAAGAAAGGAGGUGUAUGAUGAAAAGGAAGGAAUUGACAACAUCAGAAAAACGAUAAAAACAGAAAUGGAUGAUUUGGAACAAACAAAGCUUGAUGUAGUUAAAGACUUGGAAAAUUACAAACUUCAGAAACAAAUGAUUGAGGAUGAGAAGGACAAAAUUGAGCAGAUGAAAGCUGAGCUAAAAAGAGAAGCUGAAAAUAUUGGAAGGAUAAAGCUAGAGACAGAAAAUGAAAGGCAAAAACUUGAGGAAGCAACAACCCAACUUAAGAAAGAUAGAGACAAUGUUGACAUCCUUGCUAAGGAACUUAACAAGAAAAAAGUGGGUCUAGAAAACAGGGAUCGGGAAAUGGAAAGGCAAAGGAAAGCAAUUGAGUCUAAUAAACAGAUGCAGGAAAUGGCUUUGUUUGAGCUGAAGAAAACUGUGACAGAUAUAGCAACUGCGAAGGAGGAUCUUGAAAACCAGCUUGCGGAAGAAAGAGAAAAGAACAAGAUCGCACUUGCAGAAAUACAGACAGAAAGAGACAUGCUUAUUCUACUGAGAGAUAAUAUUUCAGUGCAACAGGAUGACAUUGUAAAUGAGAAGGAACAAAUGAGACUGAGAGGGAUUGAACUUGAACAAAUCCGAGCUCUGAUUUACACACAGCAAGAUGAAACGGAAGCUACAAGGAAAGCUCUCACAAUGGAAAAAGAUAGACUCGAAGAGAAGAAAAUUGAAAUAGAUCAGAGACAGAGAAAAAUAAAUGAAAUCAUUGAUUUUGCAACAGAAGAAAAGGCUAAUCUUGAGAAAGAAAGGUCUGAAAUUAUAGCAAAAAAACAACAAAUGGAGACCGAACUUGAGCUCGUUAAGGUAGAACUGAAUAAUGGAAAAGAAUUAAUCGAGAAACGGACCCAAAUGUUGAAAAUAUAUGAGGCUGACGUGGAUGAAAAAAAAGAAGCUUUAGAGAGAGAGAUAAAAGAGCUCAGAUAUCAAAAACAAGCUAUUCAAGAUGAGAAGAAGGAUGUACAACAAAUGAAGAUAGAGCUGCAAAUAGAAGCCAAUGCCAUCAAAAAGAUAAAAGAAGAAACACAAAAUGAAAGACAGGGUUUGGAAAAAAUGGCCGAAGAACUUCAGAAAGACAGAAAUGAUAUUAUUCAUCUUGCUGAAGAUAUAAGGAGAAAGAAUGAGCUCAUGGAUGAAAUAAGAAUUGCAAAUGAGUCUACACUGGCAAAUCUACAAAGAGAGAAAAACAAUCUUGAGCAAAAGAGAGUAAAAAUCUCCAAACAAACAGAUGAUAUUGAAAAAGAAAAAGAGAAACUAAGACUUAAACAAGAUGAACUAGAGCGACUGCAAGAAGAGUUUCAUAAGCAAAAAAGUGAAAUAGAAAAAGAAAAGAGAGACAUUGAUGGUGAAAGAGCUGCAAUGCUCAGGGAAAAACAGGACAUGAUGACAGAACUGAAAAAGAAGACUGAAGAUAUUGAGAUCCAAAUGAAGGCAGUAUUGACUGAAAAGGAACUAUUGGAUAAUGACAGGCAACUGCUGAAGAGAGACAUGGAAGAUCUGCAACAAAAAAUAAUGAAUGUAGAUAGAGAUUCAGAGAGUCUGAAACUUGAGAGAGAAUCUUUUGAGAAUGAAAAAGAAUCAAUGAAACAGAUGAAAACUGAUCUGCAACGAGAAACACAUGAGAUUGAGAAGAUCAAACUAGAGACACAAGAUGGAAAACAAAGACUGGAGGCAUUGACCGCUCAACUCCAGAAAGAGAGAGACACCCUCGAUGAGAUGAAUGAGAACAUCAAAAGACAAAUGCAUGACAUUAAACAUCAACAAGACCAAAUCAGACAAAAACAACAUGAAUUAGAGCAGAUGCAAACUGAAAUUCAGAAUCUGAAAAAGGAAAUAGACAAUGACAGACAUAUUAUAAUGAAGGACAAAAGUCAGCUUGACCUGAGACAAUCUGAGCUUGACAAACAACAGACACAAGUGAAUGAGUUUAUGGAAAUAAUGAGGAAUGAGAGAAGACAACUAGAUGAAGAUAAAGAAGAUAUGGAAGAACAGAAACAACAAAUGGACAAAAGAAGAGAAGAUGUAGACCAAAGAAGAAAUAAUUUGGAUGAAGACUUGAAGAUGCUGAUACUUCAGAAACAAGUGUAUGAAGAUGAGAAGAACAAGUUAGAACAGAUGAAGAUUGAGCUGCAAAGAGAAGCUGAUGAAAUCAGAAAGCUAAAAGAAGAAACAGACAAUGACAGAGAGGGUUUGGAAAAGAUGGCUGAAAUACUUCAAAAAGAGAGAGAAGAUAUUGUUCAUCUUGCUGAAGAUACAAAGAUGAAGAAUGAGAUCAUGGAUGAAAUGAAAGUUGCAAAUGAGUCUACACUGGCAGAUAUACAAAGAGAGAAAUACAGUCUUGAGCAAAUGAGAGUGAACAUCUCCAAACAAAGAGAUGAUAUUGAAAGAGAAAAAGAGAAAAUAAGACUCAAACAAGAUGAACUAGAGCGACUGCAAGAAGAGUUUCAUAAACAACAAAGUGAAAUGGAAAAGGAAAAGAGAGACAUUGAUGGUAAAAGAGCUGCAAUGAUCAGGGAAAAACAGGACAUGAUGACGGAACUGAAAAAGAAGUCUGAAGAUAUUGAGAUCCAAAUGAAGGCAGUAUUGACUGAAAAGGAACUAUUGGAUAAUGACAGGCAACUGCUGAAGAGUGAUAUGGAAGAUCUGCAACAAAAAAUAUUGAAUGUAGAUAGAGAUUCAGAGAGUCUGAAAUUUGAGAGAGAAUCUUUUGUGAAUGAAAAAGAUUCAAUGAAACAGAUGAAAACUGACCUGCAACGAGAAGCACAUGAGAUUGAGAAGAUCAAACUAGAGACACAAGAUGGAAAACAAAGACUGGAGGCAUUGACCGCUCAACUCCAGAAAGAGAGAGACACCCUAGAUGAGAUGAAUGAGAACAUCACAAGACAAAUGCAUGACAUUAAACAUCAACAAGACCAAAUCAGACAAAAACAACAUGAAUUAGAGCAGAUGCAAACUGAAAUUCAGAAUCUGAAAAAGGAAAUAGACAAUGACAGACAUAUUAUAAUGAAGGACAAAAGUCAGUUUGACCUGAGACAAUCUGAGCUUGACAAACAACAGACACAAGUGAAUGAGUUUAUGGAAAUAAUGAGGAAUGAGAGAAGACAACUAGAUAAAGAUAAAGAAGAUAUGGAAGAACAGAAACGGCAAAUGGACAAAGGAAGAGAAGAUGUAGACCAAAGAAGAAAUAAUUUGGAUGGAGACUUGAAGAUGCUGAUACUUCAGAAACAAGUGUAUGAAGAUGAGAAGAACAAGUUAGAACAGAUGAAGAUUGAGCUGCAAAGAGACGCUGAUGAAAUCAGAAAGCUAAAAGAAGAAACAGACAAUGACAGAGAGGGUUUGGAAAAGAUGGCUGAAAUACUUCAAAAAGAGAGAGAAGAUAUUGUUCAUCUUGCUGAAGAUACAAAGAUAAAGAAUGAGAUCAUGGAUGAAAUGAAAGUUGCAAAUGAGUCUACACUGGCAGAUCUACAAAGAGAAAAAUACAGUCUUGAGCAAAUGAGAGUGAACAUCUCCAAACAAAGAGAUGAUAUUGAAAGAGAAAAAGAGAUAAUAAGACUCAAACAAGAUGAACUAGAGCGACUGCAAGAAGAGUUUCAUAAACAACAAAGUGAUAUGGAAAAGGAAAAGAGAGACAUUGAUGGUGAAAGAGCUGCAAUGAUCAGGGAAAAACAAGACAUGAUGACGGAACUGAAAAAGAAGUCUGAAGAUAUUGAGAUCCAAAUGAAGGCAGUAUUGACUGAAAAGGAACUAUUGGAUAAUGACAGGCAACUGCUGAAGAGUGAUAUGGAAGAUCUGCAACACAAAAUAAUGAAUGUAGAUAAAGAUUCAGAGAGUCUGAAAUUUGAGAGAGAAUCUUUUGUGAAUGAAAAAGAUUCAAUGAAACAGAUGAAAACUGACCUGCAACGAGAAGCACAUGAGAUUGAGAAGAUCAAACUAGAGACACAAGAUGGAAAACAAAGACUGGAGGAAAUGACCGCUCAACUCCAGAAAGAGAAAGACACCCUAGAUGAGAUGAAUGACAACAUCACAAGACAAAUGCAUGACAUUAAAAAUCAAAAGGAACAAAUCAGACAAAAACAACAUGAAUUCGAGCAGAUGCAAACUGAAAUUCAGAAUCUGAAACUGGAAAUGGACAAUGACAGACAUAUUAUAAUGAAGGACAGAAGUCAGCUUGACCUAAGACAAUCUGAGCUUGACAAACAGCAGACACAAGUGAAUGAGUUUAUGGAAAUAAUGAGAAAUGAGAGAAGACAACUAGAUAAAGAUAAAGAAGAGAUGGAAGAACAGAAACGGCAAAUGGACAAAGGAAGAGAAGAUGUAGACCAAAGUAGAAAGAAUUUGGAUGAAGACUUGAAGAUGCUGAUACUUCAGAAACAAGUGUAUGAAGAUGAGAAGAACAAGUUAGAACAGAUGAAGAUUGAGCAGCAAAGAGAAGCUGAUGAAAUCAAAAAGCUAAAAGAAGAAACAGAAAAUGAUAGAGAGGCUUUGGAAAAGAUGGCUGAAGUGCUUCAGAAAGAGAGAGAAGAUAUUGUUAAUCUCUCUGAAGAUAUAAGGAGAAAGAAUGAGAUCGUGGAUGAAAUGAAAGUUGCAAAUGAGUCUACACUGGGAGAUCUACAAAGAGAGAAAUACAGUCUUGAGCAAAUGAGAGUGAACAUCUCCAAACAAACUGAUGAUAUUGAAAAAGAAAAAGAGAAAAUAAGACUCAAACAAGAUGAACUAGAGCGACUGCAAGAAGAGUUUCAUAAACAACAAAGUGAAAUGGAAAUAGAAAAGAGCAACAUUGAUGGUGAAAGAGCUGCAAUGAUCAGGGGAAAACAGGACAUGAUGACAGAACUGAUAAAGAAGUCUGAAGAUAUUGAGAGGCAAAUGAAGGCAAUAUUGACUGAAAAGGAACUAUUGGAUAAUGACAGGCAACUGCUGAAGAGAGACAUGAAAGAUCUGCAACAAAGAAUGAUGAAUGCAGAUAGAGAUUCAGAGAGUCUGAAAGUUGAGAGAGAAUCUUUUGAGAAUGAAAAAGAAUCAAUGAAAGAAAUGAAAACUGACCUGGAACGAGAAGCACAUGAGAUUGAAAAGAUCAAACUAGAGACACGAGAUGGAAAACAAAGACUGGAGGAAAUGACCGCUCAACUCCAGAAAGAGAAAGACACCCUAGAUGAGAUGAAUGAGAACAUCACAAGACAAAUACAUGACAUUAAACAUCAAAAUGAACAAAUCAGACAAAAACAACACAAAUUUGAGCAGAUGCAAACUGAAAUUCAGAAUCUGAAACAGGAAAUAGACAAUGACAGACAUAUUAUAAUGAAGGACCGAAGUCAGCUUGCCCUAAGACAAUCUGAGCUUGACAAACAACAGACACAAGUGAGUGAGUUUAUGGAAAUAAUGAGGAAUGAGAGAAGACAACUAGAUAAAGAUAAAGAAGAGAUGGAAGAAGAGAAACGGCAAAUGGAAAAAGAAAGAUGUAAUGUAGACCAAAGCAGAAAGAAUUUGGAUGAAGACUUAAAGAUAAUGAUACUUCAGAAACAAGUGUAUGAAGAUGAGAAGAACACAUUAGAACAGAUGAAGAUUGAGCUGCAAAGAGAAGCUGAUGAAAUAAGAAAUCUAAAAGAAGAAACAGACAAUGAUAGAGAGGGUUUGGAAAAGAUGGCUGAAGUGCUUCAGAACGAGAGAGAAGAUAUUGUUAAUCUCUCUGAAGAUAUAAGGAGAAAGAAUGAGAUCAUGGAUGAAAUGAAAGCUGCAAAUGAGUCUACACUGGCAGAUCUACAAAGAGAGAAAUACAGUCUUGAGCAAAUGAGAGUGAACAUUUCCAAACAAACAGAUGAUAUUGAAAAAGAAAAAGAGAAAAUAAGACUCAAACAAGAUGAACUAGAGCAACUGCAAGCAGAGAUUCUUAAACAACAAAGUAAAAUUGAAGAGGAAAAGAGAGACAUUGAUGGUGAAAGAGCUGCAGUGAUCAGGGAAAAACAGGAUAUGAUGACGGAACUGAAAAAGAAGUCUGAAGAUAUUGAGAUCCAAAUGAAGGCAGUAUUGACUGAAAAGGAAUUACUGGAAAAUGACAGACAACUGCUGAAGAGAGACAUGGAAGAUCUGCAACAAAAAUGUAUGAAUGCCGAUAAAAAGCAAGCAAAUGAAUUUGAAUUGGCGAAGUCUGAUUUAGAGAAGAUCAAAACAGAAAUUGCUAAAGCCAACAAAAAUCUUGCAGAACAGCAGGAAAAAAAUGAGAUUACAAUAGCAGAGAUGCAGAGAGAGAAGGAUACUCUUGAAGAAAUGAGGGAGAACAUCUCAAAACAAGCGAAGACCAUUGAAAAUGAGAAUGAAAGUCUUUCUCACAGAGAAAGUGAAUUUGCGCAGCUGCAGGAAGUCAUGUUAAAACAGCAGCAUGAAAUGGAUGAAAUGAAGAACAACAUCGUGUUGGAAAUGAGUCAACUGGACCAGAGACAAAAUGACAUUGAUCAAUUACAGCAAGAGGUUGAUGAUCUAAUGGAAUUCACAAAGACAGAAAUGACCAACCUAGAAAGAGAAAGAGUGGAAAUGAUGGGACAGAAGAGAAACAUAGAGAGGGAUAUGGUCAGUCUAAAGACAGAGAAAGAGACAUAUGAACAACUGAGACUCAAGUUACUUGAGGAAAAAGAUCUGGUUGAAAAAGACAGAGAGCAGUUGAACAAAGAUUUGGAUCAAAUGGAGAGACAGAAAAUGGAUAUGGAGAGAGAGUUAAAGAAUCUCAAAUUUGAGAAACAAACCAUUGAAUGUAAGAAAGAAGAACUAGAGAAGAUGACAACAAUCGAUCUUCAAAGUCAAGGUGAAGACUUGGAUAAAAUAUCUGAGAAGACAAACAUUGAAAGAGAGAGGGAGAAGGAUAUUGCUGUCAAAUAUAAAAUACAAUCAGACACCAGUGCUCUCCCUACAGACAACCAACUGAUGAAAGAGCUCUUGGAUGAGACAGAGAAGCAAAGAAAAGAAAUUCAGUCUGCCAAAGACUUGCUUCAAGAAGAAAGAUUUGAACUGGAGAAAACCAAAACAGAGAUAAGCCAAGCCAGAGAAGAACUAGAUAGACAAAGAACAGACUUAAAGAGAGAGAAAGACAUUCUUAAGCAGCAAGAUGAGCUGCAAAAGAAGAGAGAGGAAAUUGAGAAGUUAAAGUUAGAAGUUCAGAAAGAAGAGCAGAGGGCUGCAGAAGAAUUAGAAAACGAGAGGCAACAAUUUGCAGAGGAGACCAAAAUGAAAACUGACACCCUGGAUGAAAUGCAAGCUGACAUAGAGAGACAGAAACAAUCUGCUGAUGUAGAGAAAGAGAUGAUUACGAAGGAAAGGAUGGAUCUUAAGAAAGCCCAGGAAGAUUUCAAAAGACAAUCCGAGGAGAGUGAGAUCACACGGGCAGACCUGCAGAAAGAGAGAGAAAGUCUUGAUGUAAUGAGGAUGGAUAUCUUAAAACAAAAACAUGACCUAGAGAGAGAAAGAGAUGAACUGUUAGAGCAACAGUGCCUGUUGGAGACACAAAAGAAGGACAUCAAAAAUGUGGAACAGCUAAGCCAAGAGCUUUUAGAUGAAAAGGCAUUGACUGAGAAAAUCAGAAAGCAGCUGAUCCAAGACAUUGAUGAUAUGGAACAAAAUAAAUCAAAUCUACAUAAAGAAUUAGAGGAGAUCAAAUUCCAAAAACAAGAUAUUCAAGAUGAAAGAGCUCAACUAGAACAAAUGAAAGCUGAGUUCCAAAUGAAAGUGGAGGAUAUGGAAAAUUCAAUGCAAGAGAUACUGAGUGAAAGAGAAAAAUUUGUACAGAAAAAGUCUGAAGAGAGCAAAAUAAGAACAGACCUUGAUAAAGCAAAUACUGAGAUACAGAGACAAAAGGAAGAGUUGGAAAGUUAUGCUGAUAAUCUAGAAAAAUAUAGACUUAAACUAGAUGAAGCAAGGGCUGAAAUAGAGAGUAUUAAAGAGGAUGUUGAAAAACAGGCAACAAAACGGAUUGAGGAAUGUUUGCAAAAAGAAAGAUACAAUAUUGAGGAUAUAAGAAGGAACCUGCUUAAAAAGGAAGAGGUCAUUGAACAGGACAAGACAAAAAUAAGACUGGGAUACCAAGAAAUAGAGCUCAUCCAAGCUGAAUUAGUGAAACAGAAAGAAGAGAUGAUUGAAAAGAUUGGUAAAUCAGAACAAGAAAUACAAGAACAGAGAAAUAAACUACAGAUGACAGAAGAGGAAUGGAGUGUACGAAUGGUAAAGUUGCAAGACGAGAUAAACAAAAACAAUGUCAUUAAAUCAGAGUUAGCGAAAGAAAGAGAAGCAAUUGAUGAAAUGUUAAGAGAGCUUAAGAGAGAAAUGGAGAAAUAUGAAAAGAUCAAAUCAAAUAUUUUAAUCCAAAAAGAAGAGUUUGAGACUAAAAGGCAGUCAGAUUUAGAGGAACUCAGGAAUAUGAGAUCUGAAAUGCUCAAGCAGAAAGAGGAAUUAGAGGACAAGAUGCAAAAGACUAAACAUGAGAUGGAAGAACUGAAGCUUCUUCAGAAUGAAACUGAUAGCAAGAGGAAAGAUCUUGAUCACAAGAUGAGACAGGUAGCAAGAAAAAGAGAUGAGUUGGAGAAAAUUAGGACUGACAUUGAAGGUGCAAAUGAGAAACUCGAAAUGGACAGGGUCAUUUUAAGUAUAGAGCGGGAGCAAAUGAAAGCUGAGAUACAAAGAGCAGAGGAUGAACUACAAUCUCAUAUGGAAGAAAGAGGUGGAUAUAUAGAAGAGAGAGAUCAUAUGAACACCAAGAUUCAGAUGCUUAUUCAAGAAGCUGAACAUACUAGGGAAAUGGCUUGGAGAACAAAACAUGACCUGGAAAGAAGCAUGCAGAGAGAUGUUAAUGUUGAAGCAGAUUCAGAGGAUAGAAAAGAAAUGAAUGCUUACAUGCAAAGGCUGAUCCAUGAAAUUGAGCAUAUUAGAGAGGUUCUCAGAAGAAUGAAAGAUGAAAUCAAGGCUGCUAGAAAAGAAAGAUUUGAACUGGAGAACUUGAGGCUGGAAAUCGAGGCCAUGAAAAAGAGCAUGAAAGAAACUUGUGAGCAGCAGAACAUUGAGAUACAAAAAGAGAAACAGCAAAUAAAGAGUACCAAAGACUGCAUGAGCAAAGAGAGAAGUGAUCUUGAGCAAAUAAGAGCUGAUUUGGAAAGGCAAAAACAAGACAUGGCAUUGGCCAAGCAAAAACUUCAUGAUGAAAAUGAACUGCUGGAGAAAGAAAAGGUUGACAUGAAGAAAAAAUCAGAGAUGCUUGAAAGAAUUUUAGAGGAGACCAGUAAGAAAGAAAGGAAUGAAGAAAGAUUCAGAAGAAUUAAGAGAGAAAAUGGAAACAUUAAGUAUGGAUGA
Pimephales promelas (fathead minnow) is the source of this 19506-nucleotide messenger RNA. Lineage: Eukaryota; Metazoa; Chordata; Actinopteri; Cypriniformes; Leuciscidae. The record is from RefSeq and is a predicted model, not a curated record.